Zea mays is the source of this 2212-nucleotide messenger RNA. RefSeq names its product DNA repair protein RAD5A. The transcript is spliced from 10 exons. Bases 750 to 1865 code for a protein of 371 amino acids. Gene Ontology annotation, molecular function: ATP-dependent activity, acting on DNA; ATP binding. Lineage: Eukaryota; Viridiplantae; Streptophyta; Magnoliopsida; Poales; Poaceae. The record is from RefSeq and is a predicted model, not a curated record. Gene Ontology annotation, biological process: DNA repair. Gene Ontology annotation, cellular component: nucleus.
CAGCACAGUGGAUGGGGAAAACACUGCUCUUUGCCAUAUUUGUUUUGAGCCCACAUGCCUCACCAAAAAUCCUGAGAAUUGUCCAUGGUGAUUUCUAAAUCAAGUGCCACCGGGUGGAGGAAGAUCACAUCAUCAGCAUAAAGAGAAAUAUGGUUAUGAACUGAAUUUUCCGUUAGAGGCUCCAACAAUCCAACAUCAGCAGCCUUCUUAAUUAAGUAGCCCAAUACAUCCAUAACCUUGGAUGAAUAGCAUUGGGGAGAGAGGGUCCCCUUGCCGAAGACCUCUUCUAUGAAGAAUUUUACGGCCUGGUUUACCAUUAAGCAUUACUUGAGAAAAGGCUGAAGCAAGAAGAAUGCUAACAAUAUCGUACCAAAUUUGCCCAAGACCUCUAGGAGGAAGGGCCACGAGACAGAGUCAAAAGCUUUGGUGAUAUCCAACUUAAGGAGGAUCCUUGCACAUUUUUUCUGGUGAAGCAUUUUGGUUGUCUGUCGCACAAGCAAAAAGUUGUCUAGGAUGGAUCUGCCUUUAAUAAAUGCACUUUGAUUCUGAGACACCAUAUUAUCAAGGUCAGCCAGCCUAUUUGCCAAAAGUUUAGUAAUGAGCUUAGCAAAGGAGUGGACCAAGCUUAUGGUCCGAAAAUCCUACUCUUCUAUUCCAUUCACAUCAAGUGGAAUAAACUUGUACAGAAACCAUAUGAAGAAGGUGAUGAAAGGGGCUUAAAGCUACUGCAGUCCAUUUUGAAGCCAAUAAUGCUGAGAAGGACUAAAAAUUGCACAGACAAGGAGGGCAGGCCAAUCCUUAAUUUACCCCCUGCAAACAUUGAAGUAAAAUACUGUGUUUUAUCUGAGGCUGAGAAGGAUUUCUAUGAAGCUCUAUUUCGAAGAUCUAAGGUAAAAUUUGAUCAAUUUGUUGAGCAAGGAAGGGUUCUGCACAACUAUGCUUCAAUUUUGGAGUUACUUUUGCGCCUAAGGCAAUGCUGUGAUCAUCCAUUCCUUAUUAUGAGUCGUGGGGAUACAAAAGAGUAUGCAGACCUAAACAAGCUUGCAAAGCGUUUUCUGCGUGGUGGUAAUGGUGCUGUUAAUGGUGAUUCUUGCAUCCCCUCUAGAGCUUAUAUCAAACAGGUUGUCCAAGAAUUGCAAAAGGAUGAAGGGGAGUGCCCUAUUUGUCUUGAAGCCUUUGAGGAUGCAGUAUUAACUCCCUGUGCUCAUCGUUUAUGCCGAGAGUGUCUCUUAUCUAGUUGGCGGAGUGCGACAGCAGGCCUUUGUCCUGUCUGUAGAAUGUCAAUGAGCAAGCAGGACCUUAUAACUGCUCCUACUGAUAACCGCUUUCAAAUCGAUGUCGAAAAAAAUUGGGUUGAAUCUUCCAAGAUAUCUGCUCUCCUGCAGGAGUUGGAAGCUCUUCGCAGUUCAGGCGCCAAGAGUAUCGUGUUUAGCCAGUGGACUGCUUUUUUAGAUCUGUUGCAAAUUCCACUUUCUAGGAAUAAUUUCUCAUUUGCUAGGCUGGAUGGGACGUUGAAUCUUCAGCAAAGGGAGAAAGUUAUAAAGGAGUUCUCAGAGGACAAAGGCAUUUUGGUUCUGCUUAUGUCUCUGAAGGCUGGAGGUGUUGGAAUCAAUCUUACUGCCGCUUCUAAUGCAUUUGUCAUGGACCCUUGGUGGAAUCCUGCUGUGGAAGAACAAGCUGUCAUGCGCAUCCAUCGAAUUGGUCAAACGAAGACUGUUUCUAUCAGAAGAUUCAUCGUGAAGGGCACUGUCGAAGAACGAAUGGAGGCUGUGCAGGCUCGAAAGCAGCGAAUGAUUUCUGGAGCUUUGACUGACCAAGAAGUCCGCACUGCACGUAUAGAAGAACUGAAGAUGCUUUUCUCCUGAGACUACAAAAGGGCUGUUGUGCAUCGGAUGGUCGGCAAUUCGGCAUGGCUAAAACAAGAUGGCUGGUAGCCAGAAUGUUGGAAGGUAAGACGAGGGUAGGAAAUUGCACGCCCAAAUAUCUUGGCGUUUAGCUGCUGUUGUGCGCACGAUUUGUACAUCAUGAAUGGUUAAUGGCUGACAAGAGUCCAAGACGCUUCAUUGAGUGAAAAUCGAAAGCAUCAUCUCAAAAUUGAAUAUUUCUGUUUGGGUUUUGUAUAAGUAGAUAAACUGAACAUUUGCAGUAAUACGAAGGCAGCUACCUGCUCGAUCAUUAAUUUAACAAUAAAUAAAUUUGGUAAGGUGGUCAA